Molecule: messenger RNA, 2854 nt
Organism: Micropterus salmoides (largemouth bass)
Lineage: Eukaryota; Metazoa; Chordata; Actinopteri; Centrarchiformes; Centrarchidae
Gene: trappc6bl
Product: trafficking protein particle complex 6b-like
Exons: 7
Coding region: 231-722 (163 amino acids)
Biological process (GO): endoplasmic reticulum to Golgi vesicle-mediated transport; regulation of GTPase activity
Cellular component (GO): trans-Golgi network; TRAPP complex; cis-Golgi network
Source: RefSeq, a predicted model, not a curated record
CCUACCGGCCUACACCGACAUUACUCCAUGGUGCGGGGUUUACCAUCACAAUAGGUUAAAUUACUGGAUGUUUGAUUUCCUUGCAUGCCCUUAGUGGUCGUAGAGCAUGUAAUACGCCAACCCCGGGUGCUUUCCCGCGUCAUUUCAGGGAUUAACUCCCGCUAUUUCCGCCUACGUGAACACCACGAGUACCCUGGCAUUAAUAUCGAGUGCAACCCCGGAAAGCAGGAAUGGCAGACGAAUCUCUGUUUGACUUCCUCCAUAUGGAGAUCGUGUCACAUAUUUACAAGGAGCAGCAGUCCAGUAAAGGAGAGAUGGACAACAAGGACAGAGCUGCCUGUGUUUCUGUCCUUGAAAGCAUGGGCUUCAGGGUGGGACAAGGACUCAUCGAGAGGUUGGCCAGGGAUUCUCCCAGCUUCAAGGAUGAACUGGAUGUGAUGAAGUUCAUCUGUAAAGACUUCUGGACAAAGGUGUUCAGGAGGCAGAUCGACAACCUCAGAACAAACCAUCAGGGCACCUAUGUUCUGCAGGACAACAAGUUUUCUCUGCUGACUCAGCUCUCCUGUGGAAAACAGUACCUGGAUCAGGCUCCUAAGUACCUCGCUUUUUCGUGUGGCGUGGUGAGAGGAGCGCUGUCUAACCUAGGUCUGGACAGCGUGGUGACAGCUGAGGUCUCUGUUAUGCCAUCCUGUAAGUUCCAGGUGGUUAUCCAGAAGUUGUGACCUGCUCAUCUCCACUGCCCUGGUACUGAUAACAGGGCCCUGUGGGUUUCUGUUGAUCCUAAAGAGAGGAUAGAAGUUCCUGUGAGCAGUCCAACCGCAAAGGGAAUCAAACGCCAUCCUGAUUUCCACAACUGGGAUAAACAUGACUAGUGACUAGCCACGUUCUGCUCACUGCCAGGUACCCCUCACAGAGCAACAUGGGUUAGCCAGGGCUGACCUUUUACCUGUGGUACUCUAUAUAGAACAAUACAUGUUUUGUUCCUUUUGCAUCUUGGUUUUGAUAGAGGUUAUUUCCCAUCUGAGUGAAAUUAUGUAUAAUGUUCUCAACUUUAGGUUUCACUAAAUAAGUGGAGCCUGGCCCCGCCUGAGCCCACUUGGCUGAGCUUUGAAAAUAAAUAGCGAGUGUCAGUGGCUGUGAAUACAAAAAUGUGAAUGUAUAGUAAAUCACAAGGUUGUUCUUUGUAAUGUGUUGCAAUGUCGAGUGCCCAAAUAAAAAGAACUGAGUGCAUACUAUUAAAUAAUUGAAAAUGAAACAACCAGCAGAAUCUAGGAUAAGAUAUCAUUUUGGAUGAUAUUUUAGGACUGCCAACUGCCAUUCCAUCUCUUCUAGCAUCCCUCCAAAUAACAGAUAGUGAGCCUUUCAAAAUCAUUACACCUGGUACGUCAACAGCUCCUGGUGCUUUGCUCUGCCUUGAAGCAGAUUGCCUUUAGGAGCUGGGAGUUUCAUGACGUCAUUUAAAUUUCAGUUCAUUUUAAGGAAAAUGCAAAUCUAGAAUACAGAAGUUUUCGUUUAAUUACGUUAUAUUAUUAGGCGUGAUAACAGUUUCAGGGCCUCGUUUUUCUACAAAAUUGAAGGCUGAAUAGCAUCUACGGUACUUAUCACUCUGUUCCUCUGAAGUGAUAUUAUUGACAUCACAUUUCAGAACUGACCUUUGGACAGCAUUGAUAUGUAAAUGUUUAGUAGUGGGAUUUUCCUAGCAUACAGUAAGUUGCAAAUGUGACUGAAUCACUUUGUAAAGUUUUCAAAUCAUUUCACAUGGAUUUAUGGGUUACAUUUGUUAAUGGCACCUUGCUUUGUAUAAAAGUGUCCUCAAACAUGAGUCUUAAAUCAGCUGUGAGGCCAUAAGAAUGUGCAGUUUGUUUUAUUAUAUCUUCUGUAAACAUUUUCUCUAAAUGGAACCAUAAUGUUGUGAGAGGAGCACCUCAAGGCCCGUUCAACAAGAAACGCAUAUCAUCACAUUGAUACAGUGAUAAAGAAAUGAAUCUGUCUGGUAGAUGCUGUUACCUCUUUUUGCCACUAGAGGGACACAUAAAGCUGUCUCUAUUUUCAUGUUACCAAUUUACUGAUUUAUCAUGUAGGCAAGUUAUGUCCAGAGUCUCCUACUAUUUUCUACCUUGUUCUCUCAAAUCUCUAGUUUAUCUUUUUGAUAUACACCCAGUGUUUGUCUGGAUCAUCAGUUUCUUCUAGUAAUUCUUCAAAUGCUUUGUUGUUAUUACAAUUCAUAUGUGAUAAAACAAGAUGUGUACAUACCCCUUUCACAAAAAUAAUCAACUCUAUUUUCAUUUUAUUGACGUCAAAAAAAGAAUUAAGGUCAUGUCGUAACAUGACAAAUUAUGCCAAGAAUGGUGGUGUAAUCUUAACUUUUUGCCCUUUUAUUACUCCUCUGCGUUUCACAUUUCACUGUGCAACAGCAGGCCCCUUCCCCAUAACCUCUGCUUAAGUUAUUAAUAUUUCUUUCAUGUUGUUUAUCCAUAUCAUGAGGCUAGUAUUAAGAGCUUCUACUGUAUGUGAGUGUGCUGUACUUGUCAGAUAUUCAGUAUCAAAGUUUUCUGUCCCAGCAGGCCAAUCUGUAACUUCAGUUUUGAAGAAAACCAUGGUUAAUCUGAGAACAAGUUUACCAAAUUUCAGUAAAAUCCAGAUUAGUCAGAUUAGGUACAAUAAUUUACACUUUAGAUAUUAACCCUCUGGAUUUUCCUUAUAGUUGACAUUACUUCAAAAGUUCAUGGAUUAUGGUGCUCUCUCUGCUUUUUAUUUUUGUCUCUGCUCUAAUAAAGUACACCCGACGGUGUUCCAGUAUUCCACUGCCAUCAAUGUAAUAGUUUCACACAAUAAAGGUCAUUCCAUGUAUCCA